CUUGUCCCCUCAGCCUAUCAUGGCCUAAUACCAAAAAGGGCGGCACUUAACAUCGCGCAGGACCUGAAGUCCCACAGUCGAGCAAACCAUUUAAAUCAGUGAGGCACCUACUGCUGACCCUGCUCGUCGUUCGUUGUGCCGUUGCGUUCCUGAUCUCCUCCCCUCUCCGGGGACAUCAUCCGACAUGACCUCCGACGUAUCGUCGACAAUUACCUCCUUAAGCAGCAUAUUCACACCCCCCGCCAGUUGUUCUACUGCUUGGACAUAUGAGGGCUCCUACUACAACCAGAUCUCCAAUGGCCUGCUGCUUCAAAACGCGGUCUAUAUAGAUUCAUCCUGCUUCCCCGCCGGGUUUGGCAACGCCGGGCGGGUGGCUUAUGGCUCCAUCUACAGUCCCGACUGGUGCCCGGAAGGAUAUACUUCCCCCCAAGUGAACAUUGCGGGCACUGCCACGACCGCGGUGUGUUGCAUAUCAGACUUCAGUUACUACACAACUCCCACGACCGUCGGGGACCUCAUCUCUACCAACGUGGUGUUUGCUGGAUGUCUAAGCAUGUAUCCUGCAUCUGCCGGAGAAACGACUGUUCCCUGUCGCAACGAUACUGCCAAAACAUGCACCACUGUCGUCUCGGGCCCCAUUACGAUGUGGGCUCAACCCAUCACCGUCGCCUUUAACGCAGAGCAAGCUAGCGAAUACAGCGCGAUCACAGCCUCGACAACCACCUCGUCUACCACGUCACAAUUGUCAGCUGGGGCGUCCGUCACCAUGGUGCAGGCCUCGGCCACCACGACCGCGACGACCGCGACGGCAACGGCAGCGAGCGCCUCAGGUAACAACGGUCUAUCCACGGGAGCAAAGGCAGGAAUCGGUGUUGGCGUUGCAGUGGGGGCCUUGUUAAUCAUCAAUUUCUUUGCGCUUUUCUGGCUCAAACGUCGCCGAAGGCCCGUCAUGGAUUACAACAACGGAUACAUGUAUCCACCACCGCCAAAGGGUGCCCGUCAAACGAGGCUUGUGGAACUGUAUUCAGGUCAUCGCCCAGCUGAGAUGGCAGAUCCAGAUGGAAGGUACCUUAGCAGGUCUGAGCUACAGGGAUGAUUGGAGGGAUGCAGCUCGUGCAUGUCAUGUCAUUCUCCUGUAUAUUUUUGAUUGAAACUUCGCUGUCAUUUCAAGCGUACCAUGAUACCAAGAGCUGGUUACAGAACUGGCCGUAAUUCAGGCGGCAUUAUCAGGCGUGUCAUGAUUUUAUCUUUUCUUUAAUCUCCAGCCCCCAGCCAUGACUACAAUUUUGUAUCCAUCCGUCAGAUAUACCCAGCCUCAAAACCUUCAACCUACAAGUACAUAAUCUAUGCUUUGAUCAUUACGAGAUAAUAGCAAUCACACCAUCCAG
Messenger RNA from Aspergillus ibericus CBS 121593, 1388 nucleotides. RefSeq lists its product as uncharacterized. The record is from RefSeq and is a predicted model, not a curated record. Bases 185 to 1096 code for a protein of 303 amino acids. The transcript has 2 exons. NCBI's taxonomy places the organism in Eukaryota, Fungi, Ascomycota, Eurotiomycetes, Eurotiales, Aspergillaceae.